This is a messenger RNA of Neoarthrinium moseri, 1086 nucleotides long. RefSeq lists its product as uncharacterized. Gene Ontology annotation, molecular function: methyltransferase activity. The transcript is spliced from 7 exons. The coding region runs from base 1 to 1086 and encodes 361 amino acids. Lineage: Eukaryota; Fungi; Ascomycota; Sordariomycetes; Amphisphaeriales; Apiosporaceae. The record is from RefSeq and is a predicted model, not a curated record.
AUGGAGGAGGCAAGUGACUCAGCAAAUGUUGCGGAGGGCACCGUCGGUCUGUCAGCGCCUAGAUUCACAGGACCACCGUCACAUUUAUGCACCGAGGACGUACCAGCGGCUGAUCCUUUGCAUGUUACCAAUAGCGGGGUAUACACAUGUGUUCAGUCCUCGACGGCUGAUUGUUCCGACGCCGACUUCGCUAUGGCUGCUAACCGGCUGAUAAAUGCCACACUUGGCCGCAUACCAGAUGGAAACUCAGUCGUCGAGCCUGAUUCAGUGCUGGAAUCGGGGCGAUUGUACAAUGGCUACAAGUAUGGGAAGUAUUUCCUCCCCAAUGAUGCCGCAGAGCAAGAUCGGUUGGACUUGCAGCAUCAUUUAUGGUCACUGAUGUUGAACGGAUGGCUCCACAUUGCCCCAAUGUCCAAGGUACCGGAACACGUAUUGGACAUUGCGACUGGUACCGGGAUAUGGGCAUUGGAAUUCGCCGAGCGUUAUCCUACCUCCACGGUCAUCGGCACGGACCUAAGUGCCAUACAACCAGAUCGAGGCUUCCCAAAUUGUUGGUUUCAGAAGGACGAUGCUGAAGAUGAAUGGAUUUUCCCAGCUCCCCACCCACCCGAAGCAAUUUGCCAAGGGCCUUGUGUACAUUGGAUCAAGUUUGAUUAUAUCCACCUUCGAAUGGUGGCCACUUGUUUCAAUGAUAUGCGAGGAAUAAUCCAGAAAGCCUUUGAUAAUCUCAAACCAGGAGGCUGGAUUGAGUUCCAAGAUGGGUCAUUCGACCUGCGCCAGGAAAAUGGCAUAUAUGAAGGAACGCCUCUACAUCGAUGGUCAGAUGGGUGUAUUCGAGGAGCUGCUAUGCAAGGUAGAGACGUGCUGCUUCAGAAAAAGUAUGAGGGGUGGCUCAAAGAGGCUGGCUUAGAUGGAAUGAAAGGGGUUGGUUUCAAGAUGAUGAGCGCAGCAGGAUUUUCUACGGAUGAUAUCGACAACACUGUUGCAGAAGCGAAGGAAUACGUGUCCAAUUGCAGAAAUCAUGUAUACGGAAUAGGCUACGUCGUCUAUGGUCGCAAGCCUUUGGCAGGCGAGAUUAUCAGGUGA